AUCAUGGCGGCAUGACUUGCUCCUGUGAGUUGUAGAUACAACUUCUUGUAUUUAUUGAUUUGUUUUAUUUUCCUAUACUGGACUUGUACUCCUGGCACAGAUAGAUCGCGUUUUCUCUGUAAAAGAGCUUUGGAGGCAGUUUGUUGAUACGCUCUCUCAGCUCUUGCGGGGUCGGGAAUGACGUCCUGUCCCUUGAUUUGAUCACCCUUGCUAUCUUUGCAUGACUGCAUGCGACUUCCUGUGCCUCUGAGGCGGCAGUUUUAAGUGAUCUUGUUUCCUAUCUCUUGUCUAGCUCACAUUGUUUGGUAUUGGAGGUCUGUUUCUGUGAACCUCACGAGUAUCCAACAUCCAUCCACCACACACUCCAGACAUGAACAACGUCGACCUGGGCAGCUACAAGCGCAUAGUACAAUAUUUCUGGGACCCGGAGCCAAAAAACGACGAUGAGACCGGUUCAUCCAUAUGGUGCCUCGGCCGGGAAUAUGCCUCACCGUCACCUCCAGCCAAGAAAGCUGUGAUCGCGAACGACUCAACGGGCAACGGUACCGCACCCACGUCCGGCCCUCAAUAUCCUACAGAGUCCGAAAUCCCGGCCCCUGUAUGCAAGAUCAGCGACAGGCCCGAGGAUGCUCACACCGGCGCAAGAUCCGACGAGGGAAGAGACAACGGCUGGCCAGAUGCCUUUCUCGAUGACAUGGAGUCGCGUAUCUGGCUCACGUACCGCUCCAACUUUCCCAUCAUCCCGAAAUCCGAGGAUCCAAAUGCCCUAUCCUCGCUGACACUGGGCGUGCGCCUGCGGAGCCAGCUCAUGGAGUCACAGGGGUUUACAUCUGACACUGGAUGGGGUUGCAUGAUACGAUCCGGCCAGAGCCUUCUCGCAAACGCAUUGUCACUCCUGUGGCUGGGACGCGACUGGCGUCGGGGUUCUCGAUCCCAAGAGGAGAGUAGACUACUAUCGCUCUUUGCAGACCAUCCCAGCGCACCCUUCUCGAUACAUCGCUUCGUACAGCAGGGCGCCUCCUCAUGCGGCAAAUACCCAGGAGAGUGGUUCGGACCCUCUGCAACUGCGAGGUGCAUACAGGCAUUGUCAAGGGAAUGUCAUGACGCUGGCUUGAACGUCUAUGUCACAAGUGAUACCUCAGAUGUAUACGAAGAUAAAUUCAGAGCAAUCGCACGAGGGGACUCUGGGAAUAUCACCCCGACACUGAUCCUACUAGGUCUUAGACUGGGCAUUGAUCGCGUUACCCCUGCAUAUUGGGAAGGGCUCAAAGCCAUCCUGCAAUAUCCGCAAUCGGUAGGCAUAGCAGGGGGCCGACCCUCAGCAUCUCAUUACUUCGUUGGAGUCCAGGGGGAUUACUUCUUCUACCUGGAUCCCCAUCAUACUCGUCCUGCCCUUCCAUAUCAUGGGAAUGAUACAGCCUACAACAAAGAAGAACUAGACACUUACCACACCCGCCGAUUGAGAAGACUGCAUAUCAAAGACAUGGACCCGAGCAUGCUGAUUGGAUUCCUUAUCAAGGACGAGGAAGACUGGGCUGACUGGACCAAACGCGUCUCAUCUGUCCAAGGAAAGCCCAUAGUUCACAUCUACGAUAGUGAAGCAGUGUCGAAUCACCCCUAUGAACGAGAGGGCGCGUUGGACGAGGUCGAGACACUCGACGAGGAUGACGAGGAUGAAGAGGAUCAUUCGCAAGACGGAGAUCCGGUCCCAACUUGAAGGGCUAGAUAUCAGGCGCAGGCGGAUCAAGAAAUGCAGUAAAACAGAAAUACCCAAAUAUUUGCAGUAGCCAAUUCAACAAUUGAUUUCAUGUCCAGAAUACAUAAAUCGUGCACUAAAGUGAGUUUGAUUUGGAGCUCUAGAAAGGCAGAACAGAGGACCCUAGUUAUGUUACACCCUGUCCACCUUUAAAAUUGCACCCAUAAAGACAUUCGGCCCAUGAAAUAACAGCCGUCCCAUGACACAUUAGAGAUCCCACUAAC
Paecilomyces variotii is the source of this 1980-nucleotide messenger RNA. RefSeq names its product putative autophagy cysteine endopeptidase Atg4. Lineage: Eukaryota; Fungi; Ascomycota; Eurotiomycetes; Eurotiales; Thermoascaceae. The record is from RefSeq and is a predicted model, not a curated record. The transcript has 5 exons. Gene Ontology annotation, molecular function: protein-phosphatidylethanolamide deconjugating activity. The coding region runs from base 371 to 1717 and encodes 448 amino acids.